Antechinus flavipes (yellow-footed antechinus) is the source of this 3579-nucleotide messenger RNA. Its product is annotated as retinal-specific phospholipid-transporting ATPase ABCA4-like. Gene Ontology annotation, cellular component: membrane; intracellular membrane-bounded organelle. The coding region runs from base 259 to 2742 and encodes 827 amino acids. Gene Ontology annotation, biological process: transmembrane transport; lipid transport. Gene Ontology annotation, molecular function: ATP binding; lipid carrier activity; ATP hydrolysis activity. The transcript has 22 exons. The record is from RefSeq and is a predicted model, not a curated record. NCBI's taxonomy places the organism in Eukaryota, Metazoa, Chordata, Mammalia, Dasyuromorphia, Dasyuridae.
UGUGUGUGUGUGUGUGUGUGUCUUUGGAUGAAAAGGGUUUUUUUUUAUCUUUUCUUAUGAGCAUUUUCCCAAUGAUUCCUUCAAUUUCCAAAAUCAGGUGACAGUCAUCAGACAGGACCAAGUUUUAACUUUAGAAACCCCGGUUUGAAUAGCAGUGAGAAAACCACAAGAGGAUCCCAGACCUUGAACGGCUCCCCAGCUCCAGAAUCAAUCCCUCCUGCUGAGGGCCAGGCCAGCAAGGAGGCUGAGGAUGGUGGGAUGCCACUGAACAAGGGCCCUCAGCUGCUCUGUCAGCACGUCCAGGCUUUGCUUAUCAAGAGGUUCUACCGUGCUGUCCGGAGCCACAAAGACUUCCUUGCUCAGAUUGUGCUCCCUGCCGGCUUUGUGUGUGUGGCGUUGCUGCUUGCCAUCAGCAUCCCCCCCUUUGGAGAAUAUCCCGCCUUGCGGCUUCACCCCUGGAUUUACGGGCAGCAGUACACCUUCUUCAGCUCUGAACAGCCGGACAACGAGCAGCUGUCCACCCUUACUGAAGUCCUCCUGAACAAACCGGGGUUUGGGAACCGCUGCCUGAGAGACGCGUCGCUCCCGAAUUAUCCCUGUGGCAAUUCAACAUCCUGGAAGACCCCCUCUGUUUCUCCUAACAUGACUCAUCUGUUCCAGAAUCAAAAGUGGACAGCAGACAACCCGUCUCCUGCCUGCAAGUGCAGCACCCAAGAGAAGCUCACGAUGCUCCCAGAAUGCCCUGAGGGGGCAGGGGGGCCCCUUCCUCCUCAGAGAGUACAACGAAGCAUGGAAAUCCUACAGGACCUCACAAACAGGAAUAUCUCAGACUUCCUGGUAAAAACGUAUCCCACGCUUAUAAGAAGCAGUAUGAAAAGCAAAUAUUGGGUCAAUGAACAAAGGUAUGGAGGGAUUUCCAUUGGAGGAAAGCUCCCAGUCUUCUGUAUCACUGGGGAAGAGAUAGUUGGGUUUUUACAAGACCUUGGUCAACUUAUGAAUGUGAGCGGGGGCCCUGCCACUCAAGAGGCUGCGAAAGAAAUGUCCAACUUCCUUAAAUAUCUGGAAACUGAAAACAACAUUAAGGUGUGGUUCAACAACAAAGGUUGGCAUGCGAUGGUUGCCUUCCUCAAUGUGGCCAACAAUGCAAUCCUGAGAGCCAGCCUGCCCAAAGACAAGGACCCAGAGGACUUUGGAAUCACUCUCAUAAACCAGCCACUGAACCUCACCAAGGAGCAGCUCUCAGACAUCACAGUGCUGACCACCUCCGUCGAUGCCAUGGUGGCCAUCUGUGUGAUCUUUGCCAUGUCCUUCGUCCCAGCCAGCUUUGUGCUCUAUCUGAUCCAGGAGAGGGUGAGCAAAGCCAAGCACCUGCAGUUUGUCAGUGGGGUGAGCCCCACCACCUACUGGGUCACCAACUUCCUCUGGGACAUGGUCAAUUAUGCUGUGAGUGCUGGGAUAGUGGUGGGGAUCUUCGUUGGAUUUCAGAAGCGAGCAUACACGUCCCCAAGCAACCUCCCGGCCCUGAUUGCCCUGCUCUUCCUGUACGGAUGGGCCGUGACCCCGAUGAUGUACCCCGCCUCGCUGCUGUUUGACGUGCCCAGCACAGCUUACGUGGCCCUGUCCUGUGCCAACCUCUUCAUCGGGAUCAACAGCACCGCCCUCACGUUUGUCCUGGAGCUGUUCGAGAACAACAGGGCCUUGCUCACCUUCAGCGCCGUGCUAAGGAAGGUGCUGCUCAUUUUCCCUCACUUCUGCCUGGGCCGGGGGCUCAUUGACUUAGCCCUGAAUCAAGCAGUGACAGACGUCUAUGCUGCCUUUGGGGAGGAACAUUUUUUGGAUCCUUUCCAGUGGGACAUCGUUGGAAAGAACCUGGUUGCCAUGGCAGUGGAAGGGGGGGUCUAUUUCAUUUUGAACCUGCUCCUCCAGCACCACGUCUUCCUGGCCAGAUGGAUUGCUGACCCUGUAAAGCAACCCAUUGCUGAACCUACUAAGCAACUUAUGGCUGAUGAAGAUGAUGAUGUGGCUGAAGAAAGACAAAGAAUUCUUAGUGGAGGCAAUAAAACUGAUAUCUUGAGGCUAAAUGAGCUCACCAAGAUUUAUUCAGGCACCACAAGCCCAGCAGUGGACAGGCUGUGUGUCGGUGUUCGCCCAGGAGAGUGCUUCGGUCUCCUGGGAGUGAACGGUGCUGGUAAGACGACCACGUUCAAGAUGCUCACUGGGGACAUCCCAGUGACCUCAGGAGAUGCCGUCGUGGUAGGGAAGAGUGUUUUAACCCAAAUUUCUGAAGUCCACCAAAACAUGGGCUAUUGCCCUCAGUUCGAUGCUGUCGACGACCUGCUCACAGGUCGAGAACAUCUGUAUCUCUACGCCCGUCUCCGUGGUGUUCCUACAGAAGAUAUCAAAAGGGUAGCAAACUGGUGCAUUCGGAGCCUGGGUCUGUCUCCCUACGCAGACCGACUGGUAGGCAGCUACAGUGGGGGGAAUAAGCGGAAGCUUUCCACAGCCAUUGCUCUGAUUGGCUGCCCUCCUCUGGUGUUGCUGGAUGAGCCCACCACAGGGAUGGACCCGCAGGCCAGGCGACUGCUGUGGAACACCAUCGUGAGCAUCAUCCGGCAAGGGAGAGCCGUUGUGCUGACGUCACACAGCAUGGAAGAAUGUGAAGCUUUAUGUACCCGGCUGGCCAUCAUGGUGAAAGGAAGCUUCCAGUGCUUAGGUACCAUCCAACACCUCAAGUACAGAUAAGGAAACUGAGGCUCAAAGAGAUUAAAUUACCUUCCAUUGUUACCCAUGUGGUAAAUGGCCGAGCCAGGAUGAAAACCCAGGUCCAAGAAGCAGCUACACCCAGAGAAAGAACACUGGGAAAUGAAUAUAAACUGCUUGCAUUUUGUUUUUCUUCCCGGGUUAUUUAUACCUUCUGAGUUCAAUUCUCCCUGUACAACAAGAAAACUGUUCGGUUCUGCACACAUAUAUUGUAUCCAGGAUAUACUGCAACCCAUUCAACAUGUAAAGGACUGCUUGCCAUCUGGGGGAAGGGGUGGAGGGAGGGAGGGGAAAAAUCGGAACAGAAGUGAGUGCAAGGGAUAAUGCUGUAAAAAAUUACCCUGGCAUGGGUUCUACCAAUAAAAAGUUAUUAAAAAAAAAAAAAAGAAAACCCAGGUCCACAGGUUCAGAAAUCUUAAAUUAGAAGGGACAUCAGGAGCCAUUUAAUCCAUUUUACCAAUGAGGAGACUUAGUCCCAGCAGGGUUAAGGUAGAGGGACUUGGACAAAAUCACACAGGCAGUAAGUGUUCCACAUGAUGAUACACACUGAGGACUGGCCAGUGUCUAAAUAUCUCAGCUGGAUUUGAAGUCAGUCACCUCCAGCUGCCAAAGACUCAGUAGUCUGCCCCCUGCUCUUGGUGAGGAUAGAUGGGCAUUUGUCCUGAGCUGAAGGAAAAGCCCUCUCCCUCUUCUGGCAUCACCUUCUCUCCUGCACCUGCAUCCUAGGUUUGGGGAUGGCUACAUCGUCACCAUGAAGAUCAAGCCCCCCAAGGUGGGUCUGCUUCCAGACCUGAACCCUGCUGAGCAAUUCUUACAGGC